AGAACAAGAUUAUCCUUAGCUGCACCAGGAAGCGGUUGUUUUUGCUGCUGUAGUUAAGGUCAUUGGUUAUAAAAGAGCGUAUUUCCUGCAGGAGGAUGAACAGCCUGAACCUUCUGGUUUCAUGUGCAGGGAGCAGAGCCGCAGCAGGUUCUCUGAUCUCCGAGCAGCUAAAAAGAUGCGUUGGCAUUUUCAGCUCAGUACGAACAGUUAGCAAUGGUUCACAAGAGAAUGCUGGUGCCUCAAAACAACCUCUUAAGAAGCCUAAGACACCCCAAGGACGGUUGGAUGAAACAGAACAGGUGAAUGAAGAGAAAGGACCCCUGGAACGAUUCCCUGGUGACAUAAAUCCAGUGACAAAAGAGAAAGGAGGGCCCAGAGGACCUGAGCCCACUCGCUAUGGAGACUGGGAGCGGAAAGGACGCUGUAUAGACUUUUAGCACAUUGUACAGAUAAAUUCAUAUAUACUGUUGGUGUAUUUAAUGGAAGGAUGUAAUUUGAGCCAACACUCGGAGCUAAAUAAAGAUGUCAUUUAUAUGAGCUAUUUGAAUACAAA
This is a messenger RNA of Bombina bombina (fire-bellied toad), 553 nucleotides long. It is a transcript of the gene SDHAF4, whose product is annotated as succinate dehydrogenase complex assembly factor 4. The record is from RefSeq and is a predicted model, not a curated record. Gene Ontology annotation, cellular component: mitochondrion. Bases 96 to 437 code for a protein of 113 amino acids. Gene Ontology annotation, biological process: mitochondrial respiratory chain complex II assembly. Lineage: Eukaryota; Metazoa; Chordata; Amphibia; Anura; Bombinatoridae. The transcript is spliced from 3 exons.